AUGACACAAAGUUCAAAUUCGAGAAAUAUUGGGAAUUCUUCUUUUGGAAGCUCCACAUCUGACGUUACCAAGGAUGACACCAAACCUAAGCCGACCAAGAAAGGCAUAUUGUCCCUAGCCUCUCCUGUCGACUAUUUGCUAUUAGUGUUAGGCUCUCUAGCAUCAAUUAUCCAUGGAGCAGGAUUUUCUAUCCUUGGUAUUGUACUGGGUGGAAUGACAACGGUCUUCCUUAAAGCUCAAAAUUCCGAUUUUGUGCUUGGGGAGAAUAUGAGCGAUCCAAAUGGAUUGCCGCAACUCACACAAGACGAAUUUAAUCGAGAAGUGAAAAAAUAUUGUCUAUACUAUCUUCUACUAGGUGUAGCAAUGUUUGUGACCUCAUAUAUCCAGAUUGCCAGCUUUGAAAGCUAUGCGGAAAAA
This is a messenger RNA of Cylicostephanus goldi, 417 nucleotides long. The record is from the annotation of a GenBank genome assembly. NCBI's taxonomy places the organism in Eukaryota, Metazoa, Nematoda, Chromadorea, Rhabditida, Strongylidae.